Messenger RNA from Aspergillus puulaauensis, 1665 nucleotides. Its product is annotated as MDR family MFS transporter. The record is from RefSeq and is a predicted model, not a curated record. Lineage: Eukaryota; Fungi; Ascomycota; Eurotiomycetes; Eurotiales; Aspergillaceae. The transcript has 4 exons. The coding region runs from base 1 to 1665 and encodes 554 amino acids. Gene Ontology annotation, biological process: transmembrane transport. Gene Ontology annotation, molecular function: transmembrane transporter activity.
AUGAACCCAGAAACGAAGGCUGACGGUGAAGCUCCUUCUUCCGACAUCACACCAGAUGCCAUGGAUGCACAAUGCCUGACCGGUCCAAAACUUUACAGCGUUCUUUCUGGCCUCAUGAUUGCAACGCUUCUUAUCUCCCUGGAUGCCUCCAUUAUUGCGACUGCCAUCCCCGCCAUCACCAGCCAGUUCAAUACAGCAACAGACAUAGGAUGGUACGGCGCGGCCUACCCACUGGCCAUGUGCGCCCUGCAGCCUCUGAGCGGCAAGCUCUCAACAAUAUUCUGCAUACGGUGGACGUACCUCGUCUUCUUCGGCGUCUUCCUUCUCGGCUCCCUCCUCUGCGGCGCAGCAAACAGUUCCACAAUGUUUAUUGUCGGCCGGGCAGUAGCGGGCAUUGGAGGCGCAGGUGUUGUCUCUGGUGGUCUCUCUGUCAUCGCACUGGUCACGCCAACAGCUCAGCGUCCGCUGUUUUCCGGACUGAUCCUGUCGCUCUAUGUUGUUGGGACGGUGAUUGCGCCCAUCAUCGGGGGUGCCUUCACGACUCGGGUCUCUUGGAGAUGGUGCUUCUAUAUCAAUCUCCCGACUGGAGCAGUUACAGUUGCGACGUUGCUGUUUUUCUUUCACCCCCCACAGAACAACAAAGCCGCAGCCCAGGAGAAGACGAUACUCCAGAGAAUCUUGCAGCUGGACUUGAUCGGCUGUGUGCUGUUCGUCUCAUCGAUAGUCAUGUUCUUCCUAGCUCUGCAAUGGGGAGGGGGAGAAUAUGACUGGGAUUCAGCGACUAUCAUCGGCCUCUUCGUUGGGUUCGUUGUAUCGAUGCUGCUGUUUAUCGGGUGGCAGAUACGCAAAGGCGAAGCAGCAUUGAUUCCUUUAACCCUCCUUAACGAUCGCUCUGUGGUGCUGAGCAUUCUCUUCGGAUUCUUGUUCAUGGGCGCCUUUAUCGCCCCUGUUUACUACCUCCCGGAGUGGUUCCAAAUCGUCAACGGUGCGAGCCCUAUGCGAAGCGGAGUCAUGCUCCUCCCGUCAGUUUGUGCACAGGUCUUUGGAGCUAUUGCCUCUGGUGUAGCUGCUAAAUACGUACGAUACUACAACCCCUGGUUCUUCAUCGGCUCAGGUAUGCAGUGUAUUGCCUCGGGCUUAUAUACAACCUUCAAGCCCUUCUCAACAUCACCAGGCAAGUGGAUAGGGUUCCAGAUCCUACAGGGUCUCGGAUGUGGACUCGCAGCGCAAAUGGCCCUUCUUACAGUCCAGAAUGCGCUCAAAGCCAGUCCCAGCAUGAUCCCAGUUGGUAUUUCCACCAUCAUGUUUGCGCAGUACUUUGGAAGUUCCGUAAUGCAGACUGCGGGUGCUGCCAUAUUUCACAAUAAACUAGUUACCGCCCUUGAAUCUGGCGCUGGCGCCGGCUUGAACGGCACCGGUGUCGCGAUGCUGCUGGAGGCUGGGAAUCUCAAGGUGAAACAGACGGCCCAUGAAGCUUUUCCUGGCCGUGUUGAUUCUAUAAUCACUGCGUAUAAUGAUGCUAUCACCACUGUCUUUUAUCUUGCCGUGGCUGCGAGUGCAAUGGCGUUUGUCUUAGCUGCUGGUAUCAGGUGGGACAAUAUCAGCCAGCCCGGCUCCAGUGGGAUAACUGAAAAGCACUCUGCAAGUAACCAGCCAGAGCCUUGA